AUGGGAGAAGGAAACCAAACUUCUGUGGCUGAAUUUAUCUUGCUGGGACUUUCACAGGAUCCAAAGGUCCAGAUCCUGCUGUUCUGUGUUUUCCUUACCAUUUACCUUCUCUCUAUGUUUGGAAACCUGCUUAUAAUAAUCCUCAUUCAAAGUGACUCUCGACUUCACACUCCCAUGUACUUUUUCCUCAAAAACUUGUCCUUUGCUGACCUCUGUUUCUCUACAAGCAUUGUUCCUCAGAUGUUGGUCCACUUCCUCGUAAAAAGGAAAACCAUUUCCUUUGCUGGAUGCUCACUGCAGAUAAUCGUCUUCCUUUUAGCAGGGUGUACAGAGUGUGCACUUCUGGCAGUGAUGUCCUAUGACCGCUAUGUGGCUGUCUGCAAGCCCCUGCAUUAUUCCACUGUCAUGACGCAGAGGGUUUGUGUCCAGUUGGCCAUAGUGUCUUGGAUCAGUGGGGCAUUUGUAUGUUCAGUGGACAGUGCAUUUACACUGUGUCUCCCCUACCAGGGACAGAAUAUAAUUAAUCAUUAUUUUUGUGAACCUCCUGCACUCCUGAAGCUGGCUUCAGCAGACACCUACAAUGCUGAGAUGGCUCUCUUUUCAAUGGGUGUGAUUAUCCUCUUAGCACCUCUCUCCCUCAUCCUUGUCUCCUACUGGCAUAUUAUCUCAACAGUGAUUCAGAUGCAGUCAGAGGAGGGGAGGCUCAAGGUCUUUUCUACCUGUGGCUCUCAUCUCACUGUUGUGGUUCUCUACUAUGGCUCUGGAAUAUUUGCCUACAUGAGACCCAAUUCCAAGACAAUGAAUGAAAAGGAUCAGGUCAUCUCUGUGUUCUAUUCAGUUAUGACUUCCAUGUUGAACCCCAUAAUUUAUAGCCUGAGGAACAAGGACGUGAAGGGUGCUCUCAGGAGGCUGGUUGGAAGAUAG
Molecule: messenger RNA, 924 nt
Organism: Lynx canadensis (Canada lynx)
Lineage: Eukaryota; Metazoa; Chordata; Mammalia; Carnivora; Felidae
Product: olfactory receptor 2D3-like
Exons: 1
Coding region: 1-924 (307 amino acids)
Biological process (GO): G protein-coupled receptor signaling pathway
Cellular component (GO): membrane
Molecular function (GO): olfactory receptor activity; G protein-coupled receptor activity
Source: RefSeq, a predicted model, not a curated record